Molecule: messenger RNA, 4164 nt
Organism: Aphis gossypii (cotton aphid)
Lineage: Eukaryota; Metazoa; Arthropoda; Insecta; Hemiptera; Aphididae
Gene: Pgant5
Product: polypeptide N-acetylgalactosaminyltransferase 5
Exons: 9
Coding region: 380-2227 (615 amino acids)
Cellular component (GO): Golgi apparatus
Source: RefSeq, a predicted model, not a curated record
UUUCAAAACCAGUGAUAGUGGUUUUGGUGAUGUGUAGUUCUCGUCUGCGUUACUACUGUACAACAGUACAGCACUAAUAGUUAUUACCCUCAUUACAGUGAAACGAAUGACGACGUCGGCGAUUAUUCGAUACGAUUAUUACAAUUCGAUGUCAUUCUGAACCGCUGGUGACUGCAACUUACUGCUUACUGAUCGCUCUAUAGACGUCCGUCGCGCGUAUACGCAUAUACAUGACAUUGGCGGUAUUCUGCCGUCGCGUUCAACCGUCACCUCCGGACACUGGCCAGGACAAUCCAGGGCUGUUAUGAUAGUGCUGUUUGUGCGCAGAUAGACAAGGAAAGUUUUUGCUCUCUUUCUCUCUUCAACUCGUUCCGCCAUCAUGUUUCGCAGCAAGUUCCGUCUGCAUACUUGCAAGAUAAUCAUUGCCACGUCGCUCCUGUGGAUCUUCAUUGACAUUAUGGUACUCAUGUAUUACACCGAUUGCAUUGGUCCAAACUGCAAGGCAAAGAGCAGUUCUGUCGGGAAUUCCGAAAGCAACUUUGAUGACCAGUUCGACGCCACCGCAGCACCUCGAAUGGGAUGGAGACCUGUGCAGGACAACAUGCUUGAUCGUUUCAAGCACAAUAGUGAUCAUAGUGAUGACACCACAUAUCCUAGUCAUCUGUUAAUGCGUUGGAAGCCAAUGCCUCCUGUACGUGAAAAGCGAGGAAAACAUGGUGAAGGAGGACGAGGCGUUACAAUGAAACCUGAACAAGAAGCUAUCAUGAAACAGAAAUUCAAAGAGAAUCAGUUUAAUAUAAUAGCUAGCGAUAUGAUCUCACUAAAUCGAUCUUUACAAGAUAUAAGACAAGGAGAAUGCAAAAGUAAACAAUAUCCCACAUUGAUGCCCACCACUUCAAUAGUAAUUGUGUUCCACAAUGAAGCGUGGUCCACUCUUUUGAGGACUGUAUGGAGUGUCAUCAACCGAUCACCUCGAUCCCUCUUAAAAGAAAUUUUGUUGGUAGAUGAUGCUAGUGAAAGAGAUUUUUUGGGGAAAAAAUUAGAAGACUAUGUUGCCACUCUUCCCGUAACAACUAAAGUACUAAGAACAGUAAAACGUUCUGGUCUGAUAAGAGCUCGAUUACUUGGUGCCAAACAUGUUACAGGCCAAGUGAUAACAUUUUUGGAUGCACAUUGUGAAUGUGCUGAUGGUUGGCUUGAACCACUUCUAGCCAGAAUUGUACUAAACCGGAAAACUGUUGUCUGUCCAGUAAUUGAUGUUAUAUCUGAUGACACAUUUGAAUAUGUUACCGCAUCUGAUAUGACCUGGGGUGGAUUCAAUUGGAAACUAAAUUUUAGGUGGUACAGAGUUCCUCAAAGAGAAAUGGCACGACGUAACCAAGAUCGUACAGCACCAUUAAGAACUCCUACUAUGGCUGGUGGACUAUUUUCUAUAGACAAAGAUUAUUUUUAUGAAUUAGGUUCAUACGAUGAAGGAAUGGAUAUAUGGGGUGGUGAGAAUCUUGAAAUGUCAUUCAGAAUUUGGAUGUGUGGCGGCACUUUGGAAAUAUCGCCGUGCUCACAUGUUGGUCAUGUUUUUCGCAAAUCCACACCUUACACUUUCCCCGGUGGCACGUCACAUAUAGUCAACCACAACAAUGCCCGCCUUGCCGAGGUUUGGAUGGAUGAGUGGAAACAUUUUUACUACGCCAUAAACCCAGGUGCAUCUAAUGUUGAAGUUGGGGAUGUUUCUGAACGUUUGGCUUUAAGAGAAAAGUUAAAGUGCAAGUCUUUCCGUUGGUACUUGGAAAACAUUUAUCCUGAGUCUCAAAUGCCACUUGAUUACUAUUAUUUAGGAGAAAUAAAAAAUGUUGACUCCCAACAAUGUCUUGAUACAAUGUCACGAAAAAGCGGUGAAAAAGUUGGCAUGAGUUAUUGUCAUGGUCUUGGUGGCAAUCAAGUUUUUGCAUAUACUAAACGGUCACAAAUUAUGUCUGAUGAUAAUUGUUUAGAUGCUUCCAAUAUUGUUGGACCAGUUAGUCUAAUCAGGUGCCAUGGUCUUGAGGGCAAUCAGGCAUGGGUUUAUGAUUCAAAGGAAAUGACUAUAAAACAUAAAACUACCGAUCAAUGUUUGGAGCAUUCAAUGUCUGCUGAUCAGUAUGCUGCCAUAUUAAAUGAAUGUGAUGGUUCACGUAGCCAACAAUGGACAAUGAAGAGUAAUUUUCACUGGCAAGCUAGCUCAAGAUAACGUAAUCUAAUUGUUUACUCUUUAUUUUAAUCAAGUGUUAUUUGUUUAUAUAUAUAUAUACAUAUAUACAUUUUGGGGAUCAAAAUAUUUACUUAUAAGUUCUAUGAACAAAAAAUUCUACUUAAAAUAAAAAAAUACUUUAUUUACCAUCAAACAAAUCAGAAUCAUAACUAAUAAAAUCCAUGACAAUUUGAAAAUACUUAUUAUAGAAUCUUAAGAAUUUCUAUUUUGUGACUAUUUAUCCUUGCCCAAAACAUUACACUUUUUAUGAAAAGCACUACUUAUUAUAAUAACACAAUAAAAGGAUUCAGUGAAAAUACUUGUGAUAUUUACAUAUUAUAAUAUAAGUUAUACUUAUUAUUAUAUUUUAUUUUGUAUAAUAAAAAUUUAUAAAAUAAUUUUUCUCUCCUAAUAAAAGAUCAAAUAACAAUAUAAUCUAUAAUUUAGAUUCAACCACACAAUAUUAUGUCAUAUAUCUGAUACAUACAUCUGCUUUUCAUUUUUUUUUUUUUUUUUUUACAAACAAAUUCAAUAUAGUCAUUAAACGCUCAAAAUGAUAUCCCAUAUAGAGUUGUGAAUGUAAUAUACCUACUUAAUUUGGUGCAUUUAUUUGUUAUUAACAUUAUAUAUGGAAUAUUAUCUUCAUUGACGUGUGAUAACAUGAACACUAACAAUAUGAAAAAAUAAUAAUUAUUAGUCUAUACUAUUUAUAGUCAAUAAAACAUUUUUCAUUUUUGAUUCACUUCAUAAAAGAAUUGUAUAUAUAUAAUUUAUAUAUAUAAAAAACCUGCUUUAGGAUAUAAUGAGCUUCAUUAUAAAUUUAAAACUGAUGACUGAUCUAGUUAUUUUAUUAUGUGUCUAAUGAAAUAAGAAAAUCUUUUUUUAUUAUAUUAAUUUCUUAUUUGUUUUUUAGAUAAUAAUAUAUAUUUUUUUAGGCAAUAAUAAAAUUCCAUUUUUAGUUAAUAAAUAAAUGUAUGGGGGUUAGAAUAUCAGUUUUACUUAAAUAAUUUGCAUAAUUUCAAUAACCUUUUUUUUUUUACUUUAAUUUUAAUGAAAAUCCUGUCUAAGAAAGCGUUUUAUGUGUUAUUUUUAAUUUUUUUUGAAAUAUAUAUCUUUGAUCAUUAUUCCUAAUUUAUCUAAUAAACAUUUAUUUUUAUACUAAUUCAAUUUGUGUCAUUGAAUUAUUACCAUAUCAAAUGAUCAAUUUUAAGUGUAAAAUGUUUUAUAAACAUUUAUAUAAAAAAAAAUAUUCAACUCUAAAUCACUUGUUCAUUUCAAAUGCACUAUUAAAUUUCUGUUUAAAUUGUUUUAAAAAUACUAAUCAAAAGUAUAGAAAAAGAAAGCUAAAUAAUUUUUUUGAAAAAAUCUACUUAGACUUGUUACAAGACUCCGAUGAAUAAAAUAACUAAAUAAUUAUAUCUUAUUAAUAUUAUUGAAAAUUAUGUCAUGACUUAAAAUAUCAUUUACAAUAUAUUUUAACUUUGUUUUAAGAUUUUGAUAGAUUUAUUAUGUAUAUUAUAUUAUUAUGCAAUUAGUUAAUCUUCCGAAUCAUAUUAUGUUUUAUUUUUAAUUUUUAUGUUCAACGUUUUUUUUUAUAUAUAUAAAUAUAUUAUAUAUGUAUGUGUGUGUUUGACAUCUCUUGGUGAUUGUAUAUAUUUUAUGACUGAAUAUUAUAUGUUCAAAUCGGUAUAUAAUAUUAAUUAUUGUUAUUGAUGCAAUCAAAAACAUUGUCAUGUAAUUAUCAUCAUAAACAUGCCAAGAGAUGUCGACCAAAACAAUAUGUUUAUUUUUUGAUUAUUAUUAUUUUAUUUUAUUUUACCAUUUACGUAUUUGUUUUACAAUACGUGUCCGCAUUCAUAAAAUGUGAUAAUAUUAUUUUAUUUUACCAACCAUUAACAAUAUGUGCAAUCAGAUAUUAUACAGACAAAGUCAAUGUA